AUGAGUAAUAAAUUAUUUGUCAAAGAAGAUGAAGACGAUGAAGUAGGACCAUCACCUUCAAUCACCUCUAGCUCACAUUCCUACUCAACAUAUUUCAAUAAUGAAGAAGAUUCACAAGAUUUAGAUGAUCCAAUUAUAAAAGAAAUUCCAGUUAUAUUAAAACAACCAAAUCCAGAUCAAAGAAUCUUAUUAUUACAAUAUCCAGGAAGACCAACAACACGUCCUUUUAUUAAUGAAAACCGUGUUUGGGAAUCAAGGGAAAAAAUUAAUACAGAUGUUAUUGAAGUUGAUGUACCAAUUGAUACAACAAGAUUUUAUGAUUCAACAAAAAAUGAUAAUUGGGGGAUUGUAGAGAAACAAACUUUGAGAGGUGUUAUGAAUGAAUCAGAUGGUUAUUAUGCUGCAAGUGUUCAAGAUGGUGAAUUAAUUUUAAUACCCGUUAAAAAAGUUUCACAAAUGAGACCUGCAUUUAAUUAUAUUGAUAAAGAAGCUGCUGAUAAAAAAGAAUUAAAUAGAUUAGAAAAUAAUGGGAAUGGGAAUAAUCAUAAUAAUAGUGGGGUUCAAGUUGUUCAAAUGUCUGUUAAAGGCUCUGCUGAUAAUGCACCAAGAUUAGGUGGUGCUUUAUUAGCUAGGAAAAAUGCAGAUGAAGAAGAAUUUGUUCAAGUUCCUUGGAGUGAUGUUAAUGAUGAAGAAACAGUUGAAGUUAGAAAUAAAGUAUUAACAGUUUAUAAUAAAUCUGAAUUGGCUUCAAAUACUACAAAUGAUGAUUAUAUAAAUAUGUUGGUUCAUGAUACAAUUGUUGAAUAA
Messenger RNA from Hansenula ciferrii, 807 nucleotides. RefSeq names its product DNA-directed RNA polymerase III subunit C37 (gene RPC37). Bases 1 to 807 code for a protein of 268 amino acids. Gene Ontology annotation, cellular component: RNA polymerase III complex; nucleus. The record is from RefSeq and is a predicted model, not a curated record. The transcript has a single exon. Lineage: Eukaryota; Fungi; Ascomycota; Saccharomycetes; Phaffomycetales; Wickerhamomycetaceae. Gene Ontology annotation, biological process: DNA-templated transcription.